GGGACUUCAGAAAGUCGUGGGCACCCGGGGGGCGGGGGUACGGGCAGCAGUGUGCGGGGGCGGGAAGCAAACGCGCCAACCACGCGUGUCCGCGCGCAGGUGCCGGGGGCGGCGGCGGCAACUCCGCAGCGGCCGCCCGGGAGGAGAGUUCGCGGCAGCUCUCGGGAUGCUCCUAGAUGCAAGAUGUGUCUCUGGCCAGCAGGAGGAAGGAAGAGGAAGUGAGAGCAGCGGCAGCCGGCGGCAGCGGCCGGCGACCCGAGUGUAUAGACACGUGUGACGGUCCGCACAGUAGAAUCCCCAUUUCCACUGGCUUUGGACUUCCUCUGGUCCCACAAUGCCUCCGCCUGCUGAUAUCGUGAAGGUGGCCAUAGAAUGGCCUGGAGCCUACCCUAAACUCAUGGAAAUUGACCAGAAAAAACCACUGUCUGCAAUAAUAAAGGAAGUCUGUGAUGGGUGGUCUCUUGCCAACUAUGAAUAUUUUGCGCUGCAGCAUGCUGAUAGUUCAAACUUCUACAUCACCGAAAAGAAUCGCAAUGAAAUAAAGAAUGGCACUAUCCUCCGAUUAACUACAUCGCCAGCUCAAAAUGCCCAGCAGCUUCAUGAGCGAAUACAGUCAGCAAGUAUGGAUGCCAAGUUGGAAGCCCUGAAGGACUUGGCCAGCCUCUCCCGGGAUGUUACCUUUGCUCAGGAGUUCAUAAACCUGGAUGGCAUCACACUCCUCACUCACAUGGUGGAAACUGGCACUGACCGAUACCAGAAGUUGCAGAAGAUUAUGAAGCCCUGCUUUGGAGACAUGUUGUCCUUCACUCUCACAGCCUUUGUGGAGCUAAUGGACCAUGGCAUUGUGUCAUGGGAUACAUUCUCAGUGGCGUUCAUUAAGAAGAUAGCAAGCUUUGUGAACAAAUCUGCCAUAGACAUCUCAAUCUUGCAGCGGUCAUUGGCCAUCUUGGAGUCAAUGGUUCUCAACAGCCAUGACCUCUACCAGAAGGUAGCACAGGAGAUCACCAUUGGCCAACUCAUUCCUCAUCUUCAGGGGACAGACCAAGAAAUCCAAACUUACACCAUUGCUGUAAUUAACGCACUUUUCCUGAAGGCCCCCGACGAGAGGAGGCAGGUUGAUGUAGAGAGCAAUGUUGACAUCCUUGAUUGUCCUCUGACUGAGAUGGCUAAUAUUCUGGCUCAGAAGCAGCUGCGCUACAUCAUUUUAACACAUGUCAUCCGAGCACAGCGAGCCAUCAACAAUGAGAUGGCACACCAGUUAUAUGUUCUCCAAGUGCUGACCUUCAACCUUCUGGAAGACAGGAUGAUGACCAAGAUGGACCCCCAGGACCAGGCUCAAAGAGACAUCAUAUUUGAACUUCGAAGAAUUGCUUUUGAUGCAGAGUCGGAACCUAGCAACAGCAGUGGCAGCAUGGAGAAGCGCAAGUCCAUGUACACACGGGACUACAAAAAGCUCGGCUUCAUUAAUCAUGUCAAUCCUGCCAUGGACUUCACGCAGACCCCUCCUGGGAUGCUGGCCCUCGACAACAUGUUGUAUUUCGCUAAGCAUCACCAGGAUGCAUACAUCCGGAUCGUGCUUGAGAACAGCAGCCGGGAAGAUAAGCAUGAGUGCCCCUUCGGCCGCAGCAGUAUAGAACUGACCAAGAUGCUCUGUGAGAUCCUGAAAGUGGGCGAGCUGCCUAGUGAGACCUGUAAUGACUUCCACCCGAUGUUCUUCACCCAUGACAGAGCUUUUGAGGAGUUUUUCUGCAUUUGUAUCCAGCUUCUGAACAAAACAUGGAAGGAAAUGAGAGCAACUUCUGAAGACUUCAACAAGGUAAUGCAGGUGGUGAAGGAGCAGGUUAUGAGAGCGCUUACAACCAAGCCUAGCUCCCUGGACCAGUUCAAGAGCAAACUGCAGAACCUGAGCUACACUGAGAUCCUGAAAAUCCGCCAGUCUGAGAGGAUGAACCAGGAGGAUUUCCAGUCUCGCCCGAUUUUGGAACUAAAGGAGAAGAUCCAGCCAGAAAUCUUAGAGCUGAUCAAACAGCAACGCCUGAACCGCCUUGUGGAAGGGACCUGCUUUAGGAAACUCAACGCCCGUCGGAGACAAGACAAGUUUUGGUAUUGUCGGCUUUCACCAAAUCACAAGGUCUUACAUUAUGGCGACUUGGAAGAGAGUCCCCAAGGGGAAGUGCCCCACGAUUCCCUGCAGGACAAAUUGCCGGUGGCAGAUAUCAAAGCAGUGGUGACGGGAAAGGACUGUCCUCAUAUGAAAGAGAAAGGUGCCCUUAAACAAAACAAGGAGGUGCUCGAACUUGCUUUCUCCAUCUUAUAUGACUCAAAUUGCCAACUGAAUUUUAUUGCUCCUGACAAGCAUGAGUAUUGUAUCUGGACAGAUGGGCUGAAUGCACUGCUUGGGAAGGACAUGAUGAGUGACCUGACACGGAAUGACCUGGACACCCUGCUGAGCAUGGAGAUCAAGCUACGCCUGUUGGACCUGGAAAACAUCCAGAUCCCAGAUGCACCUCCGCCCAUCCCCAAGGAGCCCAGCAACUAUGACUUUGUCUAUGACUGUAACUGAAGUGGCUGGGCCCCGGAUACAUUCCUCCCAAACUGGAAGAUGUAGCUAUCAGCAGAGAGGAGCGCAAACACAUCCACAUAUUGGGACUGUUCUUUGGUGGAGGGAAGCUGCAGGUCAACCCUUCCUUUGGCCUCAUUUCCAGCCCUGACUUUUUUUUUCUGACCCUUUCAUGGCAUAUCACCAUCUCCUACAACCUAUUUCUUCACUCUGCUUGAGAUCAUUUCCCACUGCUACAGCUCACUGAUGCAAAAGUCACCACUAGUAAGAAAGUCAGAGGGUCCCCUCAUUCUAACCUGCUGUAGGCAUAUCUUUCCUCACUACCUUGCCUGGAGUAGGAGAGCCAGUUAGGCCCAAGCUGCCUCAGAUGUACUCACCAAACCAGAGAAAUGCCUAAGGCCAGGGUUGGGUAAGAAAGCUCUACUCUAGAACAAGAAGACCAAAGGCCACUACCUUCUACCCUUUUUCUCUAGGGUCAGUCUAUGUCAUCAGCUCUAUGUGAGUUGAGAUCAUUUCCACAUCUCCCCUCUCUCCCUUCCCUGUCUUGGCCUUGCCCUGGUCCACUUUGGUCUCAUGUGUAGCAGCAACAGCCUCAUUAUAGUCCUCUACAGCGUCAGGUCUCCCAAACAGUCACAUGCCUGCUCCUUGUCUGCAAUGUUGACCAUGGCCAUGACCAGCCUCUCCAUCACUCUAGCUAGUAAUGGGCUUCCUCUCACUGCCCAGCCUAGACCUGCCUUCUUCAUUUCUUCAAGCUCCCAGCCUUUAGCAGAAAGCACAAAUGAAAUCAGUAGUCCUGCUCCGUCUCUAAUAGACUAAACCUAACCGCUUCUAAGGCGGCUGUAGCUACCCAGCAGCUCCACAUCACCUUCUCCCUGGGGCUCCUGCUACAAUCCGGGUUCUCCAGGGUGAUCAAGCUGUCAGACAUCUAAGUUUACAUCGUUGUAAUUAUUAUAGGUCUUUACGAUUUACAAGGGUUAGGGGUUAUUUUGUUUUGUUUUGUUUUGUUUUUUGGCUUUGUUUUUGUAUAAAAGAGUCUAACAUUUUUUGCCAAACAGAUAUAUAUUUAAUGAAAAGAAGAGAUACAUAAAUGUGUGUACUUUCCAGUUUUUUUUUAAUUAUUUUAAUCCCAAACAUCUUCCCAAGAAUAACAUUCCCUUAAACAUGCUGUGGAAUAAAAUUAAAUGUGAUGAGA
Molecule: messenger RNA, 3752 nt
Organism: Meriones unguiculatus (Mongolian gerbil)
Lineage: Eukaryota; Metazoa; Chordata; Mammalia; Rodentia; Muridae
Gene: Elmo1
Product: engulfment and cell motility 1
Exons: 23
Coding region: 335-2563 (742 amino acids)
Biological process (GO): cell motility; actin filament organization
Cellular component (GO): guanyl-nucleotide exchange factor complex; plasma membrane
Source: RefSeq, a predicted model, not a curated record